CGGCAAGGGUAAGUUUGGUCAGAGUCGCAAGGCAUAGGUGGCAAUGAACUUGAAGCUUCGUCAUGAUAAUUAUUGUACUAGAAAAGAUAUCAAGUAGAUCGCAGUAGGGCAUGAGAAAUUAGACGGAGAUAGUUACGUCGCCGAUGAAAUAAUCCUCAGACCAAGGAUUAAUACGAGGAGGGGCAGAUGGGUCUGUCAUUCAACUACUGGAGCUGAGUGAUAUGUAUCUUUGCAAAGAUGCACGUGUUUACGCUGUUCAUCAUCUCCAGCGCCAACGCUACUCACUCGAACCAACACAACUUAUCUCACUUGCAUUGAAGUACAAUAUCAAAGACUUCUUUCCACAUGCUUUCGAGCGGCUCGUUUCAGCUCGCAUCAAUGAUAUAUCUGACGAGGAACGUCACAUGGUUGGAUCUAUUGUAUGGAACACAAUGUUCAAAGUCAAGGAAUGCCUCGAUGUACACCGCCGGAUCAUCGCAUGCGAAGCCCCACCCAUGGUGCAUGCAGCAACUUGCAUGAAGCAAACAAGAUGUGAGGAAGACUGGAAGCAGCUGUGGUGGAAUGGAAUGGGCAGGUUUUUGCUGGACGGACGAAAUCCACAACCUUACAAGGAUGCUGUUGAACGAUUCGAAAAACUUGACAUUGGAGAGAUCAACUUGGACUGUUGGAAGGCGGUGUUAUAUACUGUAAAAGCUCAAAGCACUUUUGAUCACGAGCGGACACUCAUCGAUGCAUCACUCAUACAGCUGAUAAUCUUGCAAAAUGCUUGAUCGUUGAGCCCAGCUUCGAAGAUUUCAGCCAUCCAAUUGAUUAGAAGUACUACCUACAUGAAAUGUCUUGACAUAGUACUAGUAUGGUAUCACGC
This is a messenger RNA of Suillus fuscotomentosus, 865 nucleotides long. RefSeq lists its product as uncharacterized. The coding region runs from base 222 to 770 and encodes 182 amino acids. The transcript has a single exon. NCBI's taxonomy places the organism in Eukaryota, Fungi, Basidiomycota, Agaricomycetes, Boletales, Suillaceae. The record is from RefSeq and is a predicted model, not a curated record.